This is a messenger RNA of Rhodofomes roseus, 1704 nucleotides long. RefSeq lists its product as uncharacterized. The transcript has 5 exons. Bases 197 to 1459 code for a protein of 420 amino acids. NCBI's taxonomy places the organism in Eukaryota, Fungi, Basidiomycota, Agaricomycetes, Polyporales, Fomitopsidaceae. The record is from RefSeq and is a predicted model, not a curated record.
UAUUAUCGUCACAUCCGCUAGUUCCAUUCAUUCACCUCCAUCCGCUGGCCGUCCCUUCUGGCAGCGCAGCAAGGAAUCAGAGUUAAUCAUAAUCAUCAAAGGUGCGAGCUGCGUUCGCCGUUCGGUCACUGUUCGAGCCUCGCCGGUAUGACCUACUGUACUAAACCUAUCAGCAGCAUUGCGUCGCAUCAUACGAAUGCUUUUGCCUCGGGGCCCCGACGAGAGGGAUGAGCUGCAAGACGUCCCGCGUCAAGAGCGCGAACAUCAGCGCAAUUACGGCGGACCAGACGAGGCCCUCUUGCGCAAGGCCGCCGUCCUCGUAAAGUCGAUCAAGAAGAAUGCGCAAUUACCUAGCCGGCGCGCAAUCAAUUGCAACGAGAUGGACGAACACACCUCGACGACGACCGCCUCCGGAGCGUCAUCUCAGGAUGUUCCGACUCCGCGGUUGCCCACCGAGGUCUGCGGACGGAUCAUUGACCAUGUAGCGGCGGGUUUGGAUCUCGACUACAUAUUUCUGGCUGGGAAUCCAGAACUCCUAGCGCUUCGAUCAUGCGCACUAGUAUGCAGGGACUGGUACUUUCACACCUGGUACCAUCUCCGUGGGCGUCUUUACCUCCGUGACCGGAACGACGUCCGUUCACUUUCCAGGACGCUCCGCGAGAGACCACGCCUCCGUGGUGUCGUCCAACAGGUCGUCAUCUCGGGUCAUACAUCUGGCCAGCGUUCAGUAAUUCAACACCUCGGAACGUUUACCGCCAUGCUUGCCGGGAAGCUCCCGGAGCUCUCGACGAUCACCAUCGAGGACGUGGAUUGGACCGUAGGCUCGAUGAGGAUGGACGACUUUGGGUAUAUCGCCACAUAUCACCUUGUCCAUACAUUGAUCAUCUUCAAAGUCACCGUGUCGAGCAUCGCCCAGCUGGCCCGCCUCAUCUCAUCACUCCCUGGCCUGAGAGAUCUAUAUUGCCUCAAUGUUGACUGCUCGCAGAAACACCCAGUCUCUCAUGUCUCUCUCCCGCUGAACUCUGCAAGUCUGAAGCUCCUCCGAGUCGAUGUGCGAUGGGUUGCACCUGCGGUUGAAGACCUCCUUGGGCGAAUCAGCCAGGCUUCCCGGCUAUGCCAUCUCCGUCUCGGAGUGGACGAAGACUUCACAAUACCCUCCGCACGCAGCAGAAGCCAAACUUUGUUGAAUGCAAGUGCCGCCUCCGUGGAAGUCCUUACGCUCCAUAUUGUUCCUGACUCUCCCAUGGAUAGUGAUACUGUUGACUCCACCAACGACACCUCAACCUGUCGCGCCAUGAAAGCUUGCGGCAAUUGCGGAUUUACCUGUCCCACCCCUUUGUUGCGUGGUCAUGGAUUCCUCAUAUCGUCUCUCGAAUCCCUUCAAAACAUCUCGUGGCCAUUUCUGUUUGGUUCUACUUUCGUGCGGAUCAUGCAGCCAUCGACUUGGUUGAGGCGGUGACGAUGAUGGAGGAUGACGGUAUCCUGGUACAGUUGGACCACAUAUUGCAGACGGAGUGCUUCGCCAAUAUCGCACCGGGUGGUAUAUGUCUAGGCUUCGAUCAUAAUGGCGAUGCCCGGCUGCCGCUUGCCAAGUUCUUUGGUCAAGAAUUAUCAUUCCGAAAGCACCGCGGCCGGUGGGACAGGCUCGUUAGACGGAAGAUGCCGGGGUGCGAUAGACGGGGCAUAUUGACCACCACGCAUAGU